GGAAAAUACGAGCGUAGCAUCAUGUGACAGACUUGUUGGCCUGCCUCUUGUUGUAUCUGGAAGCAAGCAGCGCUGUUUGCCGUUCCUGACCUGUACACCUACUACCUACCCACCUUAGCCUCUUCGGCUCAAGCGGCUGGCAUACGCAAACCAACCCACAAGACACAGAAUGAGUUCCAGCAUCUCAGAAAUGGCCCAGGAAGAUCCACAAUGGGCUUGUAUUCCAGAACUGGCUUCGCAACUGGCAUGCUUGGCCAGUGGAGGUAGUGACUCCGAGGAUACAGUACCAGGACCGGGGCCUUAUUACAAUUGUCUUUCGCAUAAUCCUCGACUCUACACUUUCUCGAGUCAUCUUGUGGAAGCCUUGCUGCAAAACAAGCCUAUUGACAAUGCCUUCAACAUCCACCAGAUACUUUCAAUGCUGACGGAUAACAAACGGAUUGUCCAUGUGCUCGAGAACACUUCGCUACGAUGUCUGGCAUACAUACUACUCACUUCAAAUGUAGAAGAUGGACCGCAAAAUGGGCUUUAUCUCCUACUGGAUGAACCUCAAUCUAUACGAGACUCAGGAUGUAUGGUACAUCAAGCGACAGUACCACAGGCUGGGGAACAGUCACGAUUGCUCCUAGCCAAAUUGAUCCAGAGCCUGUAUCAUAUAUUCGCUACCGAGGAGCAUGUUGUCCGACUACGAAGACUGGCUGGUAAAAUACUAAUCGACAUAAUAUCCGAGUCUGAGCUUAACGGUGCUCUUCUGGUGGAGCAUCAGGAAGUGAAAUUACUUCCAUCUAUUCUCCUUAACGAAGCCGAUGCAAUUUUGAAGGUAUUUGCAACUACCAUCUUGCAUACAUUGCACAAGUCUGGAGUGAGCAUAGACCUGCCCUGGCCCCCGGACAGCACCGAACAGAGAACUACUUUCUUCGAAUGCCUAGGAGUUUAUGGAAAUAGCGUACUACAGCUUUUUCAUGACUUCAACAACGAAGUCAAUCCACUCAGUCAUACGAAAGAGCAGUCCGCAGAGGCUCUUGGGUGCCAUACCAACUCCCGGAAUUGCUUCCUGGUUCAAUCAGUUGACAUUGACGCUAAAGCGCCUCUAAUCGAUGGCACUGUCCUCGUCAUUCCUACCAAAGAUGGCUUAGCUUUCGUGAGAAACCAAACUGAAACAUCUAGAGCACAGCUCGAAUACACCGAAGUUCGUCUUGGGAACAUUUAUCAGCAUGCACAACAGCUUUUAGACAGCUCCAAUAAGAGAAGAUAUCGACUUACUUGUACCCUAUCCCGAUCAAAUCCAAUAUCGUUAAAUGAUAGACGACGGAGUUUCAGCGGCCAUGUGCUUGGCAUAGCCUCUAACAACGAUCUUAGUGAUCUACAGAAGGCAAUCGAGAUUAUUUGCCAGAACCCCAGGGGUUCCCCAAGGCCGAGUACAAACAUUCGAAGAUCUUCCUCUCUUUUGGUGCAGCUGGACACAGGGGAGGAAAUUUCGAAAAAGUCCUCCGGCCUGCAAACGAGUCCACAGGGGAACACGGGCCCGAGAAAAGGAAAGCCUGAGGGGACAUCCGAUGAACCCUCAGAGAACGUAUCACCGGACAUACAGCUAAAUAGCAAAGAGGAUCUGCAUGAUGACACCUUGGAAUACACUCAAUUACAAAAGGGCCAACGAAAUCUUUAUGAAAAAUGCUUCCUGUCUUCCAGCCCUCUGCAAGACCAGCGGGAAGGUCCUGCAUGCAGACUGGCCUCACCCGUUUUAGACACACUGGUGUCCAGGUCGCUGAAAGAUCUACAGACAGGAGGCCGUACUUUGCGUCACGCAGCGAAAGUGCCUAGGCCCAAUGAGCCUGUUAUACUUAAACCCAAAUACAGACCCAAAGAUUCAGCACAUGAUCAGCCACCAAAAGAGGCACCUACACCUCUACAGAAAAAGCCCAGCCGUAAAACUGCACGCGCAACGAAAACUACCACAAGACGUCAGACAAGAAUGACUUCUGGGAAGAGAAGAGGUAAACUGUCAAACACUCAGGAGUCUUUGAUUUUUUCCACGCGACAUCCUAAACAGAAGGUGUAUUCAACCAAUUCUAAACCUGUUGUUGAUUGGUAUGAAGAUCUUCGACCUAGUGACGAGGCAGACAGGUCGAAACAUCAAGAGGCAGAAGUUACUUCGGUCUCCUCACCAAUGCCUGGUGACGGAUGUGUUUUUGAAAAGGGACAGAUCUCUUUGGGUAAGAGAAGGACGGCCCCAGCAAAAAGCAUAUUAUCCAAGAAAGGCGGGCACCCACGCACUAAACGCAAAGGAGGGAAAAAGAACACUAAGGAAACUAUGAAGCCAUCCACAAUUUCCAGAAGGGAAGGCGCAGAAAAUAGUAACCUUGAAACAAAUGAAAUUGAUAUUAAAACAAAGGCUACUGCCAUCGAUUCCAACGAAAACGACAGUUCUCUUGUGUUGGCGUGCAGUGAAUUUCCUUUUAUUCAGGAUGAGAAAGGUAGUGUGGAGGAACAGUCCAUUGAUGAAUCCACAGCCGAGAUCCAGGAAAACGAUUAUCUAUGCUUUGUUGAAAAAUUCCAUACAGAUCACCGAAGGUUCCGAGGUAGGGGGCAUGCAGUUGGAAGCAAAUUGCUUGCAGCCUUUAAACAAGACAAUCUUUCAAGCCCUGAUAGCAAAGAGGAUGCCUUGGAGCAUACGCAAAGGGAAAGCACGCAAGAAGCUCCGAACGAACCUGUUCGAUCAGACGGCUUACUUAUUCGAGGUCCCAAAUCAACUCAUAUGCAUCCAAGCGACAGGACUUUAGUCGAGGACUUACGCUCGGCGGAGCAUGUCGAAGAAGAGUAUAUUAUGGUUGACAAUCAGUCAAUGUCUGGGUCAUCACAUGAGAUCGUCAUGCACGGGUUUCAGGAUGACUUCAAUACAGAGAAUUUGAGCGUCAAACUCAGAAAAAGAGCCAGGAUCUGGGAUUUAGAUGACGGAGAACAAGCAACGGGACUCCAGACAUGCAGUCCCAUCGCAUCGAGGGUCGGGACACAGCGUCCCUUUGGAAACGGUCUAUUCCAGUCGGGCAAUGCAGGCACUAGGGCUGAUCGAGACAUCGGCAUUUUAGGUUCAGCAUUAAAAACCAACAGAAGUCCACUUAUUAUGAGUGAGGAAUCAAGUUUGCCCAGUUCAGGCCAUCUACAGUACAAUGUGAACAGAGAAUAUGUCGAAUCGGGAAGAUUGCUGGCGAGAGAGCCUUCACCGCAUAUUUACAAAGAAAUCGGCCAUCCUACGAAAUAUACUAAACUGACACCGAGAUCCAUCAUUGUCGAUCCUAAUGGAAGCCCGCGACUUCUGUUUGGCGAACGAAAAGAAAGUGUGGUUCGGGAAAUUAUGCCAGUCCGGGAACAUAUACAAACGUCAGUCGAGGAAGGCAAGUCCUCUGUCACCGAAGGAGAUAUAAUUGACAAGGAUCGAGAUACUGUGGCUUAUCUCGAGCAAAUUACCAAUGCAGAGAGUGGGCAUAAUCUAGCCGCGUCAUGCAGGAAAGGCGCCACCCUGUGCAGUAAGGAUAUGUCUGUGUCGCCCAGUGUCCCGAGCAAUUUUAAACAUUCUGAGGACGAGGCCUGCAUGAGUUAUAUCAGUUCGAAGGAGCCCCUUUCCUUAAAGGAGCGCCUCAAGGUAUGCACCGAUGUACACGGAUCUGGGAAGACUUCGCAAGGUCCGAGAAAUGCGGUGCAGCUGGCCCUUAAUGGACGUUUCGCACCAGGAGGCGAGAGCAAGUCCCAGAAUACACAUCGUCCGACAGCACAGGCGAGUCCAUUCCGAAAGUCACCACAAGGCCUGUCGAAGUCAAAGCCCGUCACGUUGAGCGCUGGCGCAGACGGGAGGCCCCAGCAGACAAGCUGGCAGUUAUCUCUGCAAGCAACUAGCGAUCACAUUAUACGCGAAAUAGAGAGCGAGAGAAGGAUGAUUAAUGAUGUCCUGGAGAUAUAUCGGCAAGAUUGCAACCGGGUGCUUGACCAGCUCUUCGAAGCCCAGGAAGAGCGAAUUCGGUUGUGCGAGCAACAGCUGAGAUCCAUCCAGCAACACCACACCGAUGUAUGCCAGGAACUGGUCCACCGCCUCGAGCGCAACGAGCAGCAGGUCCAGCAGAGAAUGCACUUGGGGAAUGCGGCGCCGGGAGAAGCGAAACGAGGCACAUUUUAGCUCCUGAUGCUUUGGUGUCAUGGCGUUUCCAGAGCCCGGCGUCUGAUCAGCACCGUGUCGCAAGGCCGUUCCCAUAAGGUGUCAUUGCAUCGAGCGAUGGCCAUGUACUUGUUCCUUACAGCAAUAUGACUGGCCGUAUCUGCAGAUCGUAUCCGCAUGAGACAAGGGGCAGGAGUGAGAGAGCCGGUAGAUCCUUUCGGACUCCUGCAGCCUCUUGAGUCUGGCUGGGAGUCAUGAAAAGCGGCGU
Messenger RNA from Aspergillus heteromorphus CBS 117.55, 4415 nucleotides. RefSeq lists its product as uncharacterized. The transcript has 5 exons. The coding region runs from base 170 to 4168 and encodes 1332 amino acids. The record is from RefSeq and is a predicted model, not a curated record. NCBI's taxonomy places the organism in Eukaryota, Fungi, Ascomycota, Eurotiomycetes, Eurotiales, Aspergillaceae.